Haliotis rubra (blacklip abalone) is the source of this 2102-nucleotide messenger RNA. RefSeq lists its product as uncharacterized. The record is from RefSeq and is a predicted model, not a curated record. Bases 73 to 1326 code for a protein of 417 amino acids. The transcript has 6 exons. NCBI's taxonomy places the organism in Eukaryota, Metazoa, Mollusca, Gastropoda, Lepetellida, Haliotidae.
UACCGACGACGGGUCGUAAAAGCUCGGUUGUUGAAGUCAGUGUAGAAAGUUUUGAUUAAUUACUAAACAGCCAUGCCUGUUUCGGGCGUCAGGGGCGGGAAGUCGAUGGGGAACUCAAGACAGAAAAAAGAAGAUGUUGCAGAGAAGGUCCGUGAAAUGAAGCUUCGACAGCAGAAUUGGAUGAAACAGAGAGAUGAACACCUUACCAAACCUGAAACUGAAGCUCCAAAAACAAAGUCUGGUAAAGAGAGUACUUCCAAUGACAGAAGUGGAGCAAAGAAGGCUUCAGCUGCUGCUACACAGUCCAUGUUGUCACGGACACAAAGUGCUGAGGGUCGGCUCAAUACCCGACCAUCCAAACCAUUCAGCGCCAAUGGAGGAGGACCCAGUCAAGUAAAUACCAGAGGAAAGUUCCAGAAUUGGCUGCAGGUGCGACACAACAGUUCUGAUGUUGCCCUGGAAACAGCAGACUCUAGUGUAAGGGAGGAAGAUGAAGGAACAGUUGACCUAGAUGGGGCUUCAGCUUACAUCCAAAGGGGAACGUCUGCCCCAGUUUGCCAACAAAGGGAUGACUUUUCUGAUUUUUCUGAGGGAGAAUUUGAAGAGUUAAAAUCAAGAUUGCUGGCGCCAACAGAUUUUGAUGCUUUGGCAGACAGAAUUGUGUCUCGUGUAAAGAAAGAUCUUGAUUUAAAUGGUACUGAUCGUCAAUAUAAGACAAGUAGUUACCAAAGCAAACGACAUGUGUCAUCAGAACUGCCAUUAGAAAAUGAAGAUUCAUCUUCUAAUAUGUCCAGUCACCAUUGUCCUUGCUGUUCUGAAAUAAUGAUUGGUUCCCAGUUUACACCACUGUUGUUGAUUCCAUGUGGUCAUACAGUUUGCCGGGAGUGCAGUCAAGGGAGAGAACUCUGUCCGGAGUGUUACUGUAGCAUUGGCUCAACCACCUGUAACAUUAUGCUACAGCAGAUCAUACAGGAAUACCAGGGCAAGAAAACUAUGCAGAAGAUUUCUCGGUCACAAACAUACAGGAAAGAUGAUCAGUACAGUCCACAGAAUUAUCAGGAACACAAGAAAGGAACACAUCCCUCAGUGGAUAACAACCAUUACAAAGAGCAGCUGCAGAAUCUCUGUACACGCCUCGACGUCCUGUCGUCGGAGAAGACGUCCGCCCAGGUGGAGUGUGAGAGACUCUCCGAUGCUAUUCAGAGAGAGGCUGUGCAGGUGCGGAACAUCUCGAAGGAGGAAGACAACAUCUGCAGCCAGAUCGACACCCUGGGAGAGAAGCUGAACAUCCUGAGACAGCAUCGAGGUGGAGUAAUGCGAGAGUAAAUGUGAAGAGAUGAAGAGUGAGCGCGAGGAGGCACAGAGGCGUCUCACCAUGCUGAAGGAGGCGAUGGAGAGUCUGAACAUUGAGCUAGAAAAGGUGCAGCUGCUUUCAGAGGCAUGAUGGAUGAAAGGAACAGACAUCAGGGGCACGUCUUCACUUUUAUGACCAAAGACUUGGCUCUAAAUACUCUAGGCUUGUGUCUUUGUGAGUUCUUCUGGAGCAGGAAAGAGCUGAAGUAGUUCAUGGUUCUUCUCAAUGAGGAUUCAAACAGUAGAGAGAAGGAACAGACAUCAGUGUCUUCACUUAGAUGACCCAACUAUUUGGUGGGCUACCAGGUUCCAAGAGCUCUGGGUUUGGCUCUUCAUGAGCUCUUGGAGGACAGAUCUGAAGUUGCUCAUGGCUCAGUGAGAAUUCCAGGAUAGAAUGUAUCUGUAGAACCACAAGGCAGUCCAUAGAAACAGGUCCCAGUAGACUUUUCUCUCAAUUAGCAUUCCUGGGCACAAGAGACGAACAGAUUUCAAGUAUCCCAUGCUUGUCUCUCCUUUGUUUGGAGUAGAAUACAUCUCAAGUAUGCUAACUCCAGUGGCUGAUUGUAGGAUAGAAUAUAUCAAAGAGUAUUCCAUGCACAUUCCAGUAUCUCACUUUACAUAUUCCAUGGAAGAUAGUUUCCUGGAAGCUUCUCUUCCCAUGUGUAUUCUGUGGCAGAACAGAUCCCCAGUAACCAAACCUUGAGUGUGAGUAUCCCAGGUGAGAGGUGUUCCUCUUGUUUGUCUUCCUU